CCACACCCACUCAGUGUGGCGCUACUCGCGGCGGCGGAGACAAGAAAAAGCAGGAUACUCCAGCGAUGUUACCCUGUUCCAGCUUCAGUUUUACACGCAGAAAGAUUCGCUGGGACAGAAUCCUCUAGGUGUUUUCCUCGUCUCUGUGGACUUAGUUGGAUAAUUAGGACUACUUCUUCUGUCUUCAUUCACAUUUAAGAGCAGUUAAAGAUUUCAAACAUGUUGGAAAGUUUCCCUCAGGACUGGUGUUCCUCAGAGCCGCUGCUCUUUGACGACGACUUGAUGAGCUUGAUGAAAGACAUCCAGGGCUUGCCGACACCUCCGCAGUCUCCCCCCAUGAAGCCUGGGCUGGGGGGCGAUAAGCUUCUGUCCAAGGAGGACCAACUCAGCUACGUGUCGGAUAUUCUCCUGGAGGACCACGACCUGCAGGUCAACUGGAACUAUGACUGCUUCCCAUCCAACGAUGGGGAGAAGGAGGGCGAGCUCAGCCCCCCCAGCUCUGCUCUGGGGGAAGAUAGCGUGGACCACCUCUGGCAGUGCCUUGCAGCGGAGGAGAAGCUCGUCUCCACAAUACUCGGCUCCAGCCCGGGGCUGUGUGACAUCGAUACCCGCAUCUUUGAGGAGAUCGCCGGCUCCAUGCUUGACUGCCAGAGCCUUAUGGAAGCUCCAGAGCCCAGUGAGCCCAGUGAGGCCACAUCAGACUAUGGAUCAGCUGGUGGAGAGAUGUCCAACUACUCAUCGAGUGACUCUGAGGAGGAAAUUGACGUGGUGACGGUGGGCCGCUGUUCCUCGAGUCCCUCCCCUCAGCCUUCGCCGGCUGACCUGUCCGCCCGUCAGCAGAAGCACGAAGAGGAGCAACGAGCUCUCCAGCGGCACCACUUCGAGAUCCAGCUGCAGCACAACUACGCUGCUCCCUGCCCGGCGUCGCCGCCUCCUUUCAAGCGCUCGCGAGGGAGCGACGGCUCUUCGCGCUUCCACUACUCUUCUCGCAGCUCCUCUUCAUCAUCCUCGUCGCGUUACUCAUCCCGAAACUCGACAGAGACUGAGGAUGAGGAGGAGCGACGAAGGACUCACAAUGUGAUGGAGCGGCAGCGUCGCAACGAGCUAAAGAACUGCUUCGUGCGCCUGCGUGACAACGUGCCCGAAUUGUCGCACAAUGACAAGGCGUCCAAGGUGGUGAUCCUGAAGAAGGCCAAAGACUGUAUUCAUAGUUUGGUGGACGAGUCUCACAGACUGCAAACCAAGGAAGACAAACUCAGAGCCAGACAGGAAGCACUGAAAGCCAGACUAGAGCGGCUUCGUAGGUAAUGGACCAGGAGGAGUGGACAUUUAGGUGUUUAUAGACUUGGAGGAGGGGGGGGUUGUAGAUAUAUUUUUUUCAUACAGGUUAACAUUUCAAAGUUUUUAUAUGGUUACAGCAGUUGGCCUGUGUACGCACACUGUUUCCUGGACGUUUAACAUCACAGUUAAUCGUUCUCAUGGCUUGACUGCUGACUGUUGUAGAGUGUAGUGUGUGUUUGUUUGUUUUUGUGGAUUUUUUUUUUUAUUUUUUUGUGUAUCUUCUCAACCUGAAUGCAAACUGAGAAAAAAAAAUAAUUUUUCUUUCCGUGUUAUCCCAUGAAAGUGUCUUUAAACCACACAUUGUCCCGAUUAACUGGAAGCCGCUGCAGCAGCACAGUGUUGAACGGUUGAAUGAAACUUGAAUAUUUGUUUUGUCAGGAUGUCUUAUAGCCAUAUUUGCCAUUGAUCCCUCCAUUCUGAGCUGCUCUGCUAACUUUGACUUUCUGCCCAUACAGGUGCCUUUUACCCUUCUAAGGGGCUCGACACACGGGGAGCGACGUCGCUCGCUCUCCAUUCAUUUCCUAUGGAGCUUGUGCGAUGAGGCGACAAUCGCUUGCCCUCCUCCAGCUAAGCGACCGGCGACGU
Molecule: messenger RNA, 1926 nt
Organism: Archocentrus centrarchus (flier cichlid)
Lineage: Eukaryota; Metazoa; Chordata; Actinopteri; Cichliformes; Cichlidae
Gene: mych
Product: myelocytomatosis oncogene homolog
Exons: 3
Coding region: 220-1308 (362 amino acids)
Biological process (GO): regulation of DNA-templated transcription
Molecular function (GO): DNA-binding transcription factor activity; protein dimerization activity
Source: RefSeq, a predicted model, not a curated record